Falco peregrinus (peregrine falcon) is the source of this 1674-nucleotide messenger RNA. It is a transcript of the gene MNS1, whose product is annotated as meiosis specific nuclear structural 1. The record is from RefSeq and is a predicted model, not a curated record. Gene Ontology annotation, cellular component: motile cilium. The coding region runs from base 37 to 1464 and encodes 475 amino acids. Gene Ontology annotation, biological process: cilium organization. Lineage: Eukaryota; Metazoa; Chordata; Aves; Falconiformes; Falconidae. The transcript has 10 exons.
UUGAAGCCGUUGCCCGCCCUCCCGCCGCUGGUUGCCAUGGCAGCGCGGCCUGCGGCGGCGGCGGGCGCGAUGGCGUCUGGGCCGUGGGCCGUGGGGCUGGCGGCGGAGGCGGAGGAGCGCAGCGAGCGGAGGCGGGUCGGCGGGCUGAGGGCCGCGCUGGAGCGGGAGCGGCGGCUGGAGGAGGCCCUGCGGCGGGUAGAGGAGGACAGAAACCGGAGGGAGCUGCAGCUGGAGCGGGAGGAGCGGCUGGCGGCUGAGCUGGCGAGGCUGAGCCAUGAGAAACUUAAAGACGAAAAGAUGAGGCAACAAGUGAGAGAGAACAGUCUUGAACUUCGAGAGUUAGAAAAAAAGCUAAAAUCCGCUUAUAUGAAUAAAGAGCGAGCUGCACAGAUCGCUGAAAAAGAAGCUAUGCGGUAUGAGAAAAUGAAACAGGAGGGUGAAAUAGCCCAAAAGAUGAAGGAGGAGUACGAAAGGCUAAUCAAAGAAGAAAGUUCUGCAGAACUGAGGCGACACAAGGAGAAGAUAGCGUAUCAGCAAGAACUGGAGAAACAGCUUGAGGAAAAAGAGAGGAAGAAGCAGGAUGCUUACGAAGAGUUUCUAAGAGAGAGAGUCAUGAUUGAUGAAAUUGUAAGAAAGGUCUAUGAGGAAGACCAAAUGGAAAAACAAUUGAAGCUAGAUAAAAUGAGAGCAACUCAGACAUACAUUGAAGAAUUUAAAAAAGAACAAGCUACCUGGAGGAGAAGGAAAGAGGAAGAGAUGGAAGAAGAAAAUAGGAGAAUUAUGGAGUUUGCCAGCAUUCAGCAACAAAGAGAAGAAGAUCGGAUGGCUAAAGUUCGAGACACCGAGGAGAAAAAGCAAAGGCUUCAAAGCAUGAUUGCCCAGAACCUGGAAAGAGAACAACAGAAGCGUGAAGAACUGGAACAGAUCCGCCAAGAGCUGUAUCUGGAAGAACAAGCGGAGACAGAAAGGAAGAAGGAGAUGGCAGAAAUCGAAAAGCGAGUAAGGCAACGCUUAGACUUAAGGCAAACAUACGAAGAGCAACUGGCGUUAAAGAAGCUGGUGCGACAAGCUGUGCGAGAAGAGGAAGAAGCCUUCAGACAACAGAUGUUGGCCAAGUUUGCAGAGGACGAUCGCAUUGAACAGAUGAAUGCUCAGAAACGAAGAAUGAAACAGCUUGAACACAGAAGGGCUGUGGAAAAAGUUAUCGAAGACCGUCGCAAACAGUUUAUUGCAGAUAAAAAGCGUGAACUCGAAGCAAGACAGACAGAGGAGAGAAGACAAGAAGGCAUCCAUGCAAUUGUUGAAGAAGAGAGACAGAAACUCCUGAGAGAGCAUGCGUCUAAAUUACUGGGUUAUCUUCCUCGAGGAAUACUCAGAGACGAAGAUGAUGUCAACAUGCUUGGAGAGGAAUUUAGACUGGCUUACCAGAAGAGAAGAGGUAAUGCUUUUUCAGAAGAGAGCUGAAAUUUCCUGCAUCUCAUCUCCUCCUUUGCCACAAGGUGUCAUCUGAUUUCUAAGGAAAAUUUCCAUAUGUUCUUAACGGUGAGGAACUCCUUGUUAAUAUCAUUAAAAUCUCCAUUUUAAGACUGGACUGCUAAACUGAUGAGCAGUUAGUUUUCUUUAAGUGUAUGUUGUCCUUGUGUUUUCAUCAAUAAACUCUUGUGGAGUUCUCAA